AUGUUUCGAGCUCAGCAGAUAAUGAGAGGAUUCAAAUUGAACUGGAUGAGUUUACGAGAUGCAGAAAGUGGCAAAAUGCUGUGGCAGUGCGAUGAAGAUCUUGCUUCACCUGGGAUGGAGCAUCAAGCUCAUGUGCCUAAAAGUAUACUGAACUGUCGAGCAGUAUCGCGUGAGAUAAAUUUCACAUCUGUUGAAAAAAUAGAAAAAUUCCGUUUGGAACAGCGGGUAUUACUAAAAGGCAGUGUAAUAGAAGAGUGGUUUUUUGAGUUUGGAUUUGUUAUUCCACAUUCAACUAAUACUUGGCAAAAUUUGAUCGAAGCUGCACCACAAGCACAGAUGUUACCUGCAUCAUUGUUGAGUGGUAAUGUCGUAGUUGAAACGAGGUUUUAUGACGAUGAUUUGCUUGUCAGUACAUCACAAAUUCGGAUCUUUUACAUAUGA
Molecule: messenger RNA, 441 nt
Organism: Thelazia callipaeda (thelaziosis nematode)
Lineage: Eukaryota; Metazoa; Nematoda; Chromadorea; Rhabditida; Thelaziidae
Source: the annotation of a GenBank genome assembly